GAAACCCCACCCGGCGCAAAAAAGUGGAAGGAGAUAUUGGGCGUUGGACGACUUCCUCACCACCACCAAAAGAGCACAGCACAUCCAUUUCGACCAACCGGCCGACACGACACCCUCCCGCCCGCGACAGCACCACCAGCGCCGACUCGCAUCCCCCAGACCAGAUCCUACCCGACAAUGGCUGACGCAGCACCCCGUGGCGGUGGUUUCGCCUCGCGUGGCGACCGUGGCGGCGACCGCGGACGUGGUGACCGCGGCCGUGGACGUGGACGUGGCCGCGGCCGUCGCGGCGGUAAGAACGACGAGAAGGAGUGGCAGCCCGUCACCAAGCUGGGCCGUCUGGUCAAGGCCGGCAAGAUCAAGAGCAUGGAGGAGAUCUACCUGCACUCGCUGCCCAUCAAGGAGUACCAGAUUGUCGACUUCUUCCUGCCCAAACUCAAGGACGAGGUCAUGAAGAUCAAGCCCGUCCAGAAGCAGACCCGUGCCGGUCAGCGCACGCGCUUCAAGGCCAUCGUCAUCAUUGGUGACUCGGAGGGCCACGUUGGACUGGGCAUCAAGACCUCCAAGGAGGUCGCCACUGCCAUCCGUGCCGCCAUCAUCAUCGCCAAGCUCAGCGUCAUCCCCGUCCGUCGUGGUUUCUGGGGUACCAACCUUGGUCUUCCGCACUCGCUUCCCAUCAAGGAGAGCGGCAAGUGCGGUUCCGUCACCGUCCGCCUCAUUCCCGCUCCCCGUGGUACCUCCCUGGUCGCCUCGCCCGCCGUCAAGCGUCUCCUCCAGCUUGCCGGUAUCGAGGAUGCCUACACCUCGUCGUCCGGCUCGACCAAGACCCUCGAGAACACCCUCAAGGCUACUUUCGCCGCCGUUUCCAACACUUACGGUUUCCUGACCCCCGAGCUGUGGAAGGAGACCAAGCUCAUCCGGAGCCCUCUGGAGGAGUUUGCCGACAGUCUGAGGGACGGCAAGCGCUACUAGGAUGUUUCUUUGACGAUGGGUUGAGGCUUGCGGUCGUCGGGGCGUCUUGAACUUUGAUUUCUUUCUGCAUGGGUUACGGAUGGGCAUUUACCCAGGGUCAUGGAAAAUACUAGCAGUUAUGGCCUGAAUGAAACACACUGUGACAUGA
Gaeumannomyces tritici R3-111a-1 is the source of this 1120-nucleotide messenger RNA. RefSeq names its product 30S ribosomal protein S5. Bases 178 to 972 code for a protein of 264 amino acids. NCBI's taxonomy places the organism in Eukaryota, Fungi, Ascomycota, Sordariomycetes, Magnaporthales, Magnaporthaceae. The transcript has 3 exons. The record is from RefSeq and is a predicted model, not a curated record. Gene Ontology annotation, cellular component: ribosome; cytosolic small ribosomal subunit. Gene Ontology annotation, molecular function: structural constituent of ribosome; RNA binding. Gene Ontology annotation, biological process: translation.